CCUUUCGCUCCUGGGCACGGGUUGCAGCAAGACGUCCCCGACGUGUACCAAACUCACCUGAACGAGUGUCUGCACUGCGGCUGCGGCCUGCCGCAGCAACGUGCCUCGUACGCGGCCACCUCGCACGACUUGACUGGCAGCAAGCAGGUUACCGUGGUUCCGUGGAGGUGCAACAGCAGCGCGUGCGCGGUGACAUACACGCCCAAUCUCUUCAUCGUGGGGGCGCAGAAAAAGAACACCGCUACGAUGGCGGACUUGGAGGCAGCGGGCGCCGUGUUCAUUAGCAGCAAGCGUGAUUUCACCUUGCGGUACGUGAGGCACUACGAGGCGACGCUCUUCCGCUGCCAGGUGUCUGCUCGCGGCGCUCAGUGGGUGCAAGAGGACACAUACGCAGAGGCGGGCGACGACGGGCAUGGCAGAGAAUGGCCAGUCGAUCUGCGGAAAUUGUACUCCGACGCGAUCAUGUACACGCUCGCCGUGCAGGAGCUUGAAACCAUGGGCAAGCACCUUGACGUCCUCGUCGGCGACGAGAUGUCGCACACUAACAUCAAGCCCAAAAGUGCGGGGUCCAUUGAGACACUCAUCGGCGACGGCCACGAGAAGGUCGCAGCGCGUUGCGGUGGGCAGGCGGUCAGCAAGAAACCAGCGGGUGCCCAGAAGACCGCAUCUCGGAAGCCGGCUUCGGGGAGCGUAGUGAAGAGGCGACCCACAGGUGCUUUACCCAAGCCACGGGGGCAGAACACCACAUCUCGGAAGCCAGUUGCUGGGGGUGCCGUGAAGAGGCGGCCCGCAAGCGCACUCCCCAACCCAACCGCAAAGACUCGCAAGAGUCACGUCAAGGGGAAAACGACGAAGGGGCGCCCCGCCGCGAGCGACCACACCGUCAAGGGGGCCAAGCGGAAAGGCCCCCGCUGCGCCCAUCAUGGCAAUGGCUGGUUCAUGAUAUGUACACCGUCCGGGCGCGUGGUGAGCGUGGUGGAACAGCGGGACCACGAGAACAAUGCCGUGGUGCGGGAGAGCCUCGUAAAGGUGCUUGGCCACAACCCCGCGGUGGACUGCUUCGUCUACGACAGGGCUUGCUCCUUCAUGCCUUCCGCGAAAUCCAUGCCAGAGCUCGCCCAGCAGAAGCACUACGUCGUGGAGAAGUGGCACGCCACCAACCACGUCGACGAGUGCCCCUGCAACCCGCACACGGCCCAACGCCUCGGCAGGAGGGUCAAGGACGUGAACACGCUUGCUUGCGAGCAGGGCAACGCCGACUACCUGCCCGACGCGGGGGCCGUGCGGGCCAUGGAGUACAGGCGGCGGGGGCACUAUGACUGCGCGUGA
Prorocentrum cordatum is the source of this 1329-nucleotide messenger RNA. Lineage: Eukaryota; Dinophyceae; Prorocentrales; Prorocentraceae. The record is from the annotation of a GenBank genome assembly.